Rhincodon typus (whale shark) is the source of this 4243-nucleotide messenger RNA. RefSeq names its product siah E3 ubiquitin protein ligase 1 (gene siah1). Gene Ontology annotation, biological process: multicellular organism development; proteasome-mediated ubiquitin-dependent protein catabolic process. The record is from RefSeq and is a predicted model, not a curated record. Lineage: Eukaryota; Metazoa; Chordata; Chondrichthyes; Orectolobiformes; Rhincodontidae. Gene Ontology annotation, cellular component: cytoplasm. The transcript has 2 exons. Bases 443 to 1291 code for a protein of 282 amino acids. Gene Ontology annotation, molecular function: zinc ion binding; ubiquitin conjugating enzyme binding; ubiquitin protein ligase activity.
CACUGACACACGAUCCACAGUCUCGGUCGUCGUCGUCACUAUCUGUGGACCAGCCUCGCGUGGGAAGGAGCGAGCGCGAGGGCGGGCUCUGGCUAAUGCCGCUGAUUGGCCCACCCGCUGGAAUAAUUAGGCGCGCUGUGCGGGGGCAGGUGAGCGCGUUGUCGUGAGCUCGAGCGCGGCCGUUUGGUGCCGCCGCGCGGGAGCGGGAGCGGGAGCAGGAGGCAGGAGGCAGGAGCCGACCGACCGACCGACCGACCGACCGUGGCGGGGGGGAAGAAAAGAGGAAGGAGCUGCCGGUCCACCUCGCGUCUGGAGUCGGCGGCGGCGGGUCAGCCUCUGAUCCAGCUGCCCAGAGAGAGCAGGGGAGUGGGCAAAGAGAGCGACGCACACAAUAAACAACGACGUAUCUGGGUGCAACUCGAGUUUGCAUUUUAACGCCGAAAUGAGUCGUCAGACUGCCACAGCACUCCCUACUGGUACAUCAAAAUGCACUCCUGCCCAAAGAGUCCCAGCAUUGGCAGGAACUACAGCCUCCAAUAGUGAUUUAGCAAGUCUUUUUGAGUGUCCAGUCUGCUUUGACUAUGUACUGCCACCAAUUCUUCAGUGCCAGAGUGGCCAUCUUGUCUGCAGUAACUGCCGUCCUAAGCUUACAUGCUGCCCCACUUGCCGGGGCCCGUUGGGUUCCAUUCGCAAUCUGGCAAUGGAAAAAGUGGCCAACUCUGUACUGUUUCCUUGUAAAUAUGCCUCUUCAGGUUGUGAGAUAACACUGCCACAUACAGAGAAAGCAGACCAUGAGGAACUCUGUGAGUUCAGGCCAUACUCAUGUCCUUGCCCUGGUGCUUCUUGUAAAUGGCAGGGUUCUCUGGAUGCUGUAAUGCCACAUCUGAUGCAUCAACACAAGUCCAUUACAACCUUGCAGGGUGAGGACAUAGUUUUCCUGGCCACAGACAUUAACCUUCCAGGUGCAGUAGAUUGGGUUAUGAUGCAAUCUUGUUUUGGCUUUCAUUUCAUGUUGGUCUUAGAAAAACAAGAAAAGUAUGAUGGCCACCAACAAUUUUUUGCCAUAGUACAACUAAUUGGAACACGCAAGCAAGCUGAAAACUUUGCGUAUAGACUUGAACUCAAUGGCCACAGACGACGACUGACUUGGGAAGCAACUCCUCGCUCCAUUCAUGAGGGUAUUGCUACAGCAAUUAUGAAUAGUGACUGUCUGGUAUUUGACACUAGCAUUGCACAGCUUUUUGCAGAAAAUGGAAACUUGGGAAUUAAUGUUACAAUCUCGAUGUGCUGAAACUGACAUUUCCACAUUCUCUUGUCAGUGGCCAGUAUAGGGGCAGUAAAUGCUGUACAAUGAACUUGAAUAUUGGAUGUAUUGUAUAAUGUUUGCUGCCAGGUCUUUAUCAGACUGGCUUCUUGAUUGUUCAGCAUCUGGGUCAUGGUGGUAAUGUGAAGAACUGGUUCACAGUUUAUAAAAAAAAAAAUUAACACUAAUUAUAAAUGCAGUAAACCACUGAAUAGAAACCCUCUUUGUAGAAGGUAGUACUAUGAGCCUAAAGGAAAAAGGGCAUAAAAACAAAUGCAAGUACUACAAUCUUGUUGUUCAUUUUGUAGUUUUAAUUUUGAUUGUGUAAUGUCAGCUAAAAGGUGUUAACCAUUUGUGUUCUGAUGUCUCUUUACUGACGAGCCAUUUUGGGCAGAUUAAGUUGCUGCUUUUCUCACUUACACUACAUACAACUGCUGCUGUCUUGUGUAAUUUUGUGUAUGGCUUUUUAUGAACUUCUUCAGUUUCCUUUCUUGGUAAAACCAGUACCUUUUUUAAAACUGUUUAUUUCAUUUAUAAUCCUAUUCAGUUUACAGGCUAGAAGUUCAUACUGAUAUUCACUUGUUUCCAUGUUUGCCCAAGGUACUAUGUUCCUGGUUAAUAAAACAAUUUCAAGUGAGUGCUUUCUAAAUCCUGAAAAUGCUUCAGUUACAGCAUCUAAUUACAUUGGAUGACUAAACCAACAUGUAAUGCACUUUCAUUAGUUAUUCAGUAUGAAUCAAGAUUAAUUUGAAUGUUUAAAAGUUUAAAGCAUCUGCAGGUUUAUUAUUCAGAUCAUAAUCUAAAACAUCAUACAGUAAGAUACUUGGCCUUUUUUUAAUCCUCCCCCCCCUCCCGUUAUGCUCAUCUCCCUUUGCCAGCUCCAGCUGGAGCUGUCUCAUAGCCACUGGCUUUUAGGGAAAUCAUUUCAACCAUACAAGAAAAGGAACAAAAGAUUUGGAUGCCCAACUGCUGUGGAGAAAGUAGACUGGAGCUAUUGCACGAAUACAGUGUAAACUUCAGAAGCUCUUUUCCCAGUUAUUUUAAGAAGACCUCUGCUCUCCGAAACAAAUACCUACUUUAAAAUAUUUUAUCUGGAUGUGACUAGCUAGCUGAUUCUAGAAUUGCUAAGCCAGUCUAUUCUAUCUACAGUUUAAAAUGUAUUUUGCUUAAAUGCAGUGAGUUGCAUGCCUAGCUUUUUAAUUUUCUUUUGUACAAGAUAAAUUGAAACUUCCACUUAUUGUUCCUCCUUUUUCAUUUAAUUUUGUGAUCAUGUUUUAAUAACUUGCAACUACUUGCCUGAGUGGUUUUGAAACCUUGUCAUUUCACUGUGCAUGAAGGUUCAGCUGUGGUUACAGUUGCACAGAUUUUCAAGCAUCUGCAAACUAGAUUUAAAAGUGUUAACUAAUUGUAAAUCUUUCAACUUUUUCUCUAGCAGUAUAUAUCCCAGGUAUAUGUAAAUUUGAGACCUAUUCAUAGUCUGAUUUUUAAAGUGAGAAGUUUUGAAUUUCUUCCCCCAAACCUCACCCUGACACCAAUGUAGCCGAGUAUUUAGUUUUGUUUUUAUCUUUAAAACAUUGAGGUUCCUCUCUGAUUUAGAUGGUCCCCCUCCUUUUGGUUUUGUGCUUUUAAAACUUUAGUGGCAGUUCAAUACUGCUUAGAACUGAUGCAACAUCUUCCCAAUAACGAGCAGUUUAACAACUUAACGUAAUAAAAGAUGAUCUACACCUGUAACUUAUUUUUGUGAAUUUUAAGGAACUGAAUUUGAGUACUAAACCAGUUGUUGUACAAUGCUAUAACAUUUCUGCAUUAGGCAGGUAUUUUUAAUUUUUUUCAAACUUCAGUUUAAGGAAAGCAACUUCAAUUCUCCAAUUGCCAUUAUUUAAAGCGUUACACUGACAAUAUGUAUAUCAACAGUAUUUAUGUUUAAACUCUAAUAAUAGAUCUCUGCAGUUGAGUAAAUCACAUUGCAUAGUGACUAAUGUUCUUGCAGUAACUGGAUUACUUUUAAUAGUCUGCACAGUAACUUCUGAAAUUGCAGAACUUUGUAGCUUUUUAUACUCAUCCCAACCAAACAAUAUCAUCAGUGUGCAUAAGAUGACCUCCUACAAUGUAUUGACAACAAAAUCUCAUGCUUGUGGAAAGGCAUUCACACACUUGUCUGAGCAAACUGUUUAGCUAUCUUAACUAGCAUAUACUUCAGAUAAAAUUGUUCUAUUAAGCUUCCAGGUGACUUAUUUAAAUACCUUCAUGUAACAAGGUGAGGAUUUGUUCAGGAAAAAUUUCCAAAGAGGCAGUGCCAGUAGUAUAAAUGCAGCUGCCAGAUGGCUAAAUACACAGCAUUUUUUCUCUGUAAAAGUAAUGGAAGCUUAUGACUGACUUGAUUUAACUAUUGAAUGUGUAAUCAAACUAUUUCAGUCCUUUAAAGUACACUAUGAUCUAAGCUUGUGAACAAUUUUACUUAGUUACAAUGUAAUACAGAUUAAAUUUCUGCUUUCACUUUUAUGGAAGGAGCCAAAUCAUAAAAUCUGAAUAACUAGAUAUAGUAUUGCAGCAGUAGCACUGGUAACUGUAAGAAAAAUCCCUUUUCUGUUAUGGGUGUUCUAUUGUGUGAAGUAUGUGGAAUUUAGCCACUUAUUGUACAGUAUACUACCUCUAGCUUCCAGUCACGAUACUCCUUUUUCUUAAACUUGAUUUGGAAGUAAUUUUUUUUAUCCAAGGCCUGUUUCAUUCUCUCCCUCUGUUCUGCUGCCUGACCCUCCCUGACCUUUAAAGUAGCUUUAUGGUAGACCCAUUUUCUUGAUGCUUAAAACCAUGCUGUUGUACAGUAAAUGAUGCUGUGUAAGCAUUACAGUUAGUCUUUUAUACUGUUCUGCCUGAAACUUGAUUUAUGUGUUUAUGCUUCAUUUGCAUUUUAAACUCCAAUAAAAGUUUAUCACUAUC